CCCUGGACCUCUGCGCUUGUUCUUCCUCUACUCAACUUCCUUCUCGGCCCGGAUUCAUUUCACCGGCCUCCGGAUUCCGGAACCUCACCGGCCUUCGGGGCGCCGUCGCAGCCUCCUCCCACCUCCCGCCAUCAGCAUAAAAAAAUAAAAAAAAAUGAAGGAAAUCCCCUCUUCCCCUGACCACCGCCGUCGCCGCCGAACACAUCUCUAGUCAGCUUCCACUGGAGCACGCCACCCCGAAUUCUUCUCUCCAGUCGUUGCCCUCCUCCCCUACCCCCAUAUAUUAAAGCAGGUUCGCAGAUCCACCCGGAGUUGAUCGAUUCCUUCUUCUAUUUCUUGCCAACAAAGCCCAAGCAUUCUUGGAUGGACUCCGUCACUGGCUGCGACGGCGGCAAGAAAUCGGAUUAGGACGAGGUGGGGAUCAGGGUAUUCGUCUUGGGAAAGGGGAUGGGGGGUCUCUGCUCGAAGGUCUCAGCUGUAGACAAGUCACCGAGCGACACCGCGCUUGGCCGGAACCAGGUCGCCGAUCAUGAGCCGGGGGCGUCGCUGGGGUUGGAGAAGCCGCCGGUGUCCGGAGAGGCAGCUGCGCUGGCAAAGCGGCUGGACGAGCAGCAGCAGCAAUCUUUCUCGUUCCUGGAGAGCGUCGUCCCUGGGGUUGCUUUUCAUGCCGGCGCCAGUGGCGAAACGGGGUCCAGGACCUCGCCGCAGCUGACCAGGUCGCUGUCGCAGAGGGCUGGUGUGGGCAAGGCAAAAGCCGGCGCUGGCAAGGUUUCAGAAGUGAGCUCAAUUUUAGGUAGGGCUAGCACUGUUGGGCUUGAAAAGGCAGUGGAGGUUCUAGACACACUCGGCAGUAGCAUGACAGGUUUAAAUUCUAGCAGUGGUUUUGUGUCAAGUUCUGCGGCAAAGGGAAACAAAAUAGCCAUGCUGGCUUUUGAGGUGGCAAAUACUAUAGUUAAAGGCUCUAAUCUGAUGCGUUCUCUAUCGGAGCCUAGCAUAAAGCAUCUGAAGGAGGUGGUGCUUCAUUCAGAAGGUGUUCAACACCUUAUAUCAAAAGAUUUCGAUGAACUGCUCAAGAUGGCAGCUUCUGACAAAAGGGAAGAGUUAGAAGUAUUCAAAAAAGAGGUUGUUCGCUUUGGAAACCGUUGCAAGGAUCCUCAGUGGCAUAACUUGGACCGCUACUUUGAAAAGCUGGCAUCCGAACAAACCCGACAAAGUCAUCUGAAAGAAAAAGCAGAAUCAGUGAUGCAGAAACUGGUCACCUUGGUUCAAAAUACAGUUGAAUUGUAUCAUGAAUUGCAUGCUUUGGAUAGAUUUGAACAUGAUUACCGUCUUAAGCAGAAAGAACAGGAUGGUUUGAGUUCAAGAGGAGACAGUCUGGAUAUACUGAAGCAGGAAGUGAAGGUUCAGAGUAAGCACGUUAAAAGUUUGAAAAAGAAAUCACUUUGGUGCAAGAAUUUGGAAGAGGUGAUGGUAAAGCUUGUAGAUAUUGUCCACUUCUUACAUUUGGAGAUAUACAGCGCCUUCGGUUGUCCUGACAGUGAAGAGCCACAAGAAACUGCCAAACAACAUAAUAGAUUGGGACCAGCAGGCCUCGCAUUGCAUUACGCUAAUAUCAUCAAUCAUAUUGACAAUAUUGUUUCUCGAUCAUGUGCAAUGCCUCCAAACGCAAGGGAUACGUUAUAUCAUAGUUUACCACCUACCAUCAAAUCUGCUCUCCGUUCUAAGCUACAAUCUUUUGAAAUCAAGGAAGAGCUUACAGCUUCUCGGAUCAAAGCAGAAAUGGAGAAGAUUUUGCGAUGGCUUGUCCCUUUUGCUAGUAACACAAAUAAGGCACACCACGGGUUCGGUUGGGUUGGAGAGUGGGCAAAUACAGGAUCUGAAUUAAACUGCAAGCUAUCAGGGCAUAUGGACAUGUCCCGAAUCGAGACACUGUAUCAUGCUGACAAGGAGAAGACUGAAGCACUUAUCCUGGAGCUGGUCGUGUGGCUUCAUCAUCUUAUCAGUAAAUCAAGAAACGCUAGUGGAGGUGUAAGGUCUCCCAUCAAAUCUCCAGUCAGCUCACCAACACAAAAGGGUGCUGCAAUCAAACUGUUGCCAGGCAAAAUGAACAAUUCACCACCGGUUCUCACCCAAGAGGAUCAGGAUAUGCUCAGGGAUGUUAAGUACAGGAAAUUUGUCCCUGGAAUAAGCAAAAGUCAAGAGUUUGACACAAAGUCAAGUCACAGCAAACAGAGUAGGUUGAGCAAGAGCAACAGCCACUCUCCAGCCAGUGGCAACAGGAAAGAAUUGCUCCCAGUUAGGAGGCCUUCCAUGCUUCCAGUUAUUGACUUCGAGAUUGACAGGACCAAAGCUUUAGAUCUAAUUGACAGGCUUGACAUCCUAAAAAUACAAUGAGCAUUGAACCUAACUGGAAAAGAAACCUGAAAUUUAUGUGGUCAUCCGCAGUCUUGAAACCCCAGCCGCGAUGUAAACAAUUAUCGUGUAUCAGCAGCAAGGCCGCCCGUUAGACUCUGUGGUGAGAAGCUAACAGUAUGAGAAGCUGGUAUCGCAUAUCCUUGUACCGAAUAGAGUAGGAAAAAAAUGUUGUAAAAAUUACCUGUUGUUUCUACCUGUACAAGAAAUGGAAAGUGCAAGUUUUGAUAAAGGAAA
Sorghum bicolor (sorghum) is the source of this 2649-nucleotide messenger RNA. RefSeq lists its product as uncharacterized. The coding region runs from base 448 to 2394 and encodes 648 amino acids. The transcript is spliced from 12 exons. Gene Ontology annotation, biological process: positive regulation of growth. The record is from RefSeq and is a predicted model, not a curated record. Lineage: Eukaryota; Viridiplantae; Streptophyta; Magnoliopsida; Poales; Poaceae.